Molecule: messenger RNA, 2511 nt
Organism: Botrytis cinerea B05.10
Lineage: Eukaryota; Fungi; Ascomycota; Leotiomycetes; Helotiales; Sclerotiniaceae
Exons: 4
Coding region: 564-2336 (590 amino acids)
Biological process (GO): lactate catabolic process
Cellular component (GO): mitochondrion
Molecular function (GO): D-lactate dehydrogenase (NAD+) activity; FAD binding; D-lactate dehydrogenase (cytochrome) activity
Source: RefSeq, a predicted model, not a curated record
GGACCGAGUCUUGCUUACUUCAGAACGAGGGAAAUGUAACAUGAAACUUUUGUAAUGUAGUAUCGCCAUGUCGGUAGUGCAUGUAAAUCGCGUGGUUCAAAGGCUAUCUGAAAGCUUGUGCCACAUAAAAUCCUCCUUGUCACCUUCUCAAUGUAUGGAUUAACUCCAAAUUCCCGUAACAAUGUGUCCAAUCGACGGUCAGGCGUCAGCGCCUGUUCCCAGAGUUUCUUCCAUACGUUUCAGAGAAUAGCCCCACUACCGCUUGCUUGUCGCUAUCUACCAAUUGAGGGUUGCUCCGCGUGUGGCCCACCCGAAAGGCAACAUUUGGCGGAAGAUCAUGCCUCUUCGAUAGGAACUUCUUCUAUCUAGUGGUUUGCAGACAGGCUCAGAGAAGACAACAAGCCCGGGAGGCUGAAAGCACUUUUGUGUUUCUCAAAGUAUAUAUAUAUAUAUAUCUCGAGCGGCGUAUACAAUCUUUGCUACUUCUUGCAUUGACCCCCCCCGUUCUUCUUCAAGGCACAUUUUUUAACAUCUUAAUCCGCAUUCUUUCGAGAUCAAAAGAGAUGGCGGCGUCUAUUGUUACCACUGAUACCCCUCUCGCCCUUCGUGUGCCGAAUGCAGCCACAACACCAGCAGCGAAUGACCCUCUUGCCCUGCCACCGGGAACUAGUUCUGAGAAGUUCGCAGAAUUCAUUUCUCAUGCUGAGCAAACAACUGGUGCUGAAAAUGUCAUCAUUAUCAGAAAGAAAGAAGAGCUCACAAAAGAGCUCUAUACUGACCCUUCCAAAGCGCACGAUAUGUACCACCUCUUCGACAAAGAUUACUUUGUCGUGUCCGCCACCAUUGCACCCCGUAACGUCGAGGAAGUCCAGGCAAUUGUUAGACUUUGUAAUGAUUAUGAGAUCCCGCUUUGGCCAUUCUCAAUUGGCAGAAAUGUAGGGUAUGGAGGAGCAGCUCCAAGAGUUCCUGGGAGCAUCGGCCUGGAUAUGGGCAAAAACAUGAACAAAGUGCUAGAAGUCAACUCUGAAGGAGCCUAUGCGCUAUUAGAGCCAGGUGUAACAUUCUUCAGUCUAUACGACUACCUGAAGGAGAAGAAGCUAGACGAUCAACUCUGGAUUGACACACCGGAUUUGGGUGGUGGAUCUGUCGUUGGAAACACUAUUGAGCGUGGUGUAGGAUAUACCCCAUACGGAGAUCACUUCAUGAUGCAUUGCGGUCUCGAGGUCGUGCUUCCUACCGGAGAGCUCAUCAGAACAGGCAUGGGUGCUUUACCCGAUCCAACGCAACCAACAGUUGAGGGCGGAAGUUUGGAUCAACAGCCAGGAAACAAGUGUUGGCAGUUGUUUCCUUAUGGUUUCGGUCCAUACAACGAUGGUAUCUUUUCACAAAGCAACCUUGGUAUUGUGACGAAGAUGGGCAUUUGGCUUAUGCCAAAUCCAGGGGGCUAUCAACCUUAUCUCAUUACUUUCCCAAAGGAUACCGAUUUGCCAAAGAUCGUUGACAUCAUCCGCCCACUUCGAUUACAGAUGGUCAUUCAGAACGUUCCUUCAAUCCGACAUAUUCUGCUUGACGCAGCAGUAAUGGGAACCAAGAAAUCAUACUACGAUGUUGAUCGCCCUCUUAAUGAAGAAGAACUAGAUGCCAUAGCCAAGGAACUCAACCUUGGGCGCUGGAACUUCUAUGGAGCUUUAUACGGCCCCAAACCUGUACGCGAUGUCCUCUGGCAAGUCGUUAAGGAUGCUUUUGGAACUAUUGAGGGUGCCAAAUUCUUCCUUCCAGAAGAUAUCAAGGAGAAGUGCGUUCUUCACAUCCGUGCAAAAACCCUACAAGGUAUUCCAACAAUUGAUGAGCUUUCCUGGGUAGACUGGCUACCCAAUGGUGCUCAUCUUUUCUUCUCACCCAUCUCCAAGAUCAGUGGUGAAGAUGCAAGCAAGCAGUAUGCUCUCACUCAAAAGAUGACACUAGAGGCGGGUUUCGAUUUUAUUGGAACAUUCACCAUCGGUAUGCGCGAGAUGCAUCAUAUCAUAUGCUUAGUGUUUGACCGUGAAGAUGAGGACCAGAAACGCCGUGCCCACAAGCUUAUUCGUGAGCUCAUUCAAGUUUGUGCCGAUAACGGGUGGGGAGAAUAUAGAACUCAUAUUGCCUUAAUGGACCAGAUUGCAGAAACUUACGGCUGGAAUGAUAAUGCCCAGAUGAAGUUGAACGAGAAGAUCAAGAACGCUCUUGACCCCAAGGGUAUUUUAGCACCAGGAAAAAAUGGUGUAUGGCCGGCAUCAUAUGAUCGUUCUGCUUGGAGAUUAGAUGCCAAUUCCGAAAGAACAAGAACAAGACCUUGAUCAAGACCUUGAUCAAGUCAAAGGAACAGGUAGACGACUAUAACCAUGUACAUUUUGCGAAAACGACAAACAAUUAAAGACAUACACACAUAUAUAUGUUCUUGAAACGCUAUGCAUAUGCCAGAAAGCGAUAACUAGUAAUGAAAAUGUUUCAGGACAUGGUCCGUAAUCACCA